AUGUCACCGUCUGGUUCUUUCCCCCGUAGAGGAUCAUCAAUAGGUCGUAAACCUGGCCCUUUCACUUGUCCAACCCCAAUUAUUGAAAUUUCCGGAGUUAAUCCCUUUUUCUCAAAUAUUCGACAAAACAUAGAAUUAAGUUCUGGUAUAACUCAAACAAUACCUAUUCGAAUUCCUCAAAACAUUGAUAUUAAUGAAUCAAAAUUGCCUACAUUCAUUCGUAAUUUGAUUUCUAAUGAGGAGGGAAAAACAAUAUUAGCUGAAGUUUUUCAUGAUAUCGAACGAGCUGAACAAAGGAGAUUACAAUCUUUAAUGCUUCUUAAUUCGAAUCAAGCUACAUCGGAAAGUCCCUUCAGUAUAUCUGCCGGAAUGGAAAAAGGUACAAAGAAUAGAUACAAUAAUAUUUGGCCAUAUGAUCAUGCUCGCGUCAAAAUCGAUAAUUGGAAAGAUUGUGAUUACGUGAACGCUAGUUACGUCCAAGCUGAUGGUUGUAAUAAGCGUUAUAUCGCCACACAAGGACCAUUGCCUUCUACUUACCAAGAUUUUUGGCAAGUUAUAUGGGAACAAAAUUGUCGUGUGAUUGUAAUGUUGACAAAAGAACAUGAAGCUGGAAGGAUACAAUGCGAUCGAUACUGGGGAGAAUGUAGAAUAACGCCAUGCCAAUUUGGAACGUUGGACCUUCUUUUUAUCUCUGAACAUACACCAAAUGAAGAAAAUGGUUCAACAGAUAAUAGUAUUAUCAUUCGUAAAUUUAGUUUGUCUCAGAGAAAUCACCCAGAAUUACCCGCGAGAGAGAUCACCCAAUUACAUUUUCUUGGUUGGCCGGAUUUCGGAAUUCCAAAUUCACCACUAAAUAUUUUAAAUCUCAUAGAAACUGCAAAUUCAACUUUACACCACGCUGCUCAACAAUGUGAACCAUUUCAAAAAAUUGGACCUAUGGUUGUCCAUUGUUCUGCUGGUUGUGGUCGUACGGGAGCGUAUUGUACCAUUGAUACCGUCCUUUCCAUGUUUGCAAAUAACAAAAAUCUUGAUACUAAUAAAGAUAUCAUUCAAGAAACAGUUGCCAAAUUCCGUGAACAGAGAUUGAGCAUGGUACAAACGCUUAGACAGUAUGUGUUUUGUUAUGAAGCUGUUCUAUGGAAACUUAUAGGUGCGGCAUAA
Messenger RNA from Diversispora eburnea, 1161 nucleotides. NCBI's taxonomy places the organism in Eukaryota, Fungi, Glomeromycota, Glomeromycetes, Diversisporales, Diversisporaceae. The record is from the annotation of a GenBank genome assembly.